CUGUCAAACAACAGUCAAUGGCGUCUUUUUUCACGCUAUCGGCAAAAAUAGCAAAAUUUUCCUCUGUUUGGUGAUUUCGCUAAACCUUCGUACUUUGCGUACAAACGUACAAGUGACCCGCCACCAAUGCCGGCUGCUUGGUGCGUUAGUUUCAUUUUAGUUGUUUUCCUUUAGUUAUUGUUUUCCACCGAUUGUUGUGUCGGACGAUGGACAUACCAGCUCCAUCACCACCAAAUGAUAUCGAACUACGGAACAUAAUUGACAAGCUAGCCGACUUUGUGGCACGCAAUGGACCAGAGUUUGAGUCGAUGACAAAAUCGAAGCAGAGAGGCAAUCCAAAGUUUGCAUUUCUGUACGGCGGCGAAUUCUACAAUUACUACCAGUACAAAGUGAUAACAAAGCAAGCAAUGAUGAAGCAGCAACAGCAGCAACCACAACAAAACAUGUCAUUGCCCUCGCUGCUGGGACAGCACGGUAUUCCACCGCUGUUGGCGGGAUUCGGUCAGCAACCGCCACCGCAAGCUCAACUACCGCCCAAUGUCGCCAUGCAGCAGCACCAGCAACAGCAGCAGCUCCACCAUCAACAGCAGUCACAAGCGCAACUUUCCGGCCAGCUGCCGCCAGCCUCGUCGAAUCCGAACGGCAACGGUUCGAGCAACACGAUGCACCAGAUAUGGUCCAACCCACCGCCGGUCAAUGCGGGACCACCGAACAACGGUGGGCAGAUGGUGGCGAACAGUAUGAACGCCCAACUAGCGGCCCAGCUGGAAGCACUGACCAAGCAGCAGCAAACGCUCACCGAGCAGAUACGCCAGUCAGAAAUGAAUCUCACGGCCCAGCAUGGGGUUCUGCUUCAACAGCAGCAAGUGCAGAUCGACGAAGCCCUGAACCGGGCGCAAGAGGAAAUGCUCAUCGCCCAGUCGCAGGAGUACAAUCUGCCGCUGCACGAGUUCGACAGCAAGCUGCAGCCGAUUAUCGAUUCCUGCACGAAAGAUAGUAUAUCGAAUGGAAAAGGCUGGAUUUUACAGCAUUGUACCGAUUCGGGAAAAUGUCAAAUUAUUUCGCAGUAUCUUUUGAGAAAGGCGUUAAUAGCUGGAGUUUUAUUUACGCAAAAAUUGCACCUGAUAUAUUUAGUAAAUGAUGUUAUACAUCAUUGUAACAAAUCUUGCAGCAUCCGGAAGAACGCGGACGAGCUGAAGAAAUGCCUGGAAAGCGCGGUAAUUCCAAUGUUCUGCAACGCACAGAUUACCGCCAACGACGAGCAAAGGGUGAAGCUUACCAAACUCCUGUCGCUGUGGGAAUCGAAGGGCAACUUUUUCGAUGCCUGCGUCAUAUCGAAGCUGAAGUCGCCCCCUUCAUCGCUGCAGGAGUACCAGACCAGUCUGGUGACGCAGCACGCAAACGUUGUCGGUGCGAUUACACAAGCCACAAAGAAUACGUUCGAAAACUACCAGCAACAGCAUCAAGCAUUUGUGCAGCACGCCACGCAACAAAUAACGCUACUGGAAAAGCAAAAGCAGCAGCACCUCGAGCAGCACGCCCGUAAAACCGGCGCCCACGUACCGCUGGGGGGUGCACCCCCACCACUACUGCCGGAGCUGAUGGCCGCCGUCGUCGGAGUGACCGGUGGUGGUCCCGUGAAUGGAGGUUCGGGCGGCGGUCUGGUAGGACCAGCCCUUCCACCCUCCGCCCUACCACCGGGACCGCCGCAAGGACCGUCGCAAGUGGGUGAUCGAGGUGGGGGUCCUCCUCCGGGGGCGAAUGGUGCCGGCCAGAUUCCUUCCCUGCUCGAUCAAAACAUCAACUACGGGCUGCUGUCGGCGGCACUGCAGAAGCUGAAAAACAUCCAAGAUAACGGGCCACCGGGUGGUGGUGUUGGUGGUGUGGGAGGCAGUGGGAGCAACAUCGCUCCACCACAGGUGCCGCAGGGGCAGGGUCGUGAUGGGGAGGGAAGUGGAGAUUACACUCAACCACCGCCCAACUUCCCCAUCCCGGAUCUGUCACGACCACCGCCCAACUUUCAGUACGGUUCUGCCAACCAUCCACCCCUUGGCGAGGGUAUGGGCGGUAACAGCAACAGCGGUAUGCUUCCGGAUCAUCGUCACUCUCAGCAUCAUCACGAUACUCGGUCGAUUGAUGAUUGCGACGAGCGACAGCAGCAGCAUUCGUCAUCCGGUGGUAUGAUGCUGGAUGAUCGCGAUCGGGAUGAUUUCCAUCGAGAGGAAGGGCUACCGGAGCAUCAAGAGGACGAGCACGAUCAGCAGCAGCAGCAGCAGCAACAAGAGCAGGAGCAGCAGGAGGAGGAGGAAGAGGUCGUUCCUCCCACUCCCGUGAAGAUCCCUUACUUUGAGCUUCCGGCCGGUUUGAUGGUGCCGCUGAUCCGGCUCGAGGACUUCAGCUAUCAUCCGCUCGAUCCGGACGAAAUCCGACUACCGCCACCAACGCCGACCAACGAUCGGUUGGUGAGUGCCGUUGAAGCGUUCUACGCCCCGCCAAGCCACGAACGACCUCGGGACGGAGAGGGAUGGGAAAAGCUGGCCUUAUAUGAGUACUUCAAGGUGAAAAACGCAUCGCGCAAGCAGAAGGAGGACGAGAUCGACCGUGGGCUGCGCGACCGGUCCCGGUCCCCGUCCCCGAUCGAUCCGGACUUGCUGAAGGCGACGAAAAAGCAGAAAAAGCGUACCUAUCGCUCGAAAAGUCGAUCCCGCUCCCGAUCUCGCUCGCCGGGCGACAACGGCAUGCUGCUGGGCGGUAUGCAGCAGCACCAACAGCAGCAGCAGCAGCAGCCGCCGCCGCCGCCUUCUCACGGCCCGGGUCGAAACAAUCAGCGCCACCACCGGAAUCAUCGAUCGCGCAGCAGAUCCAGGUCGCGGUCACGGUCCAGAUCCCCUGCUAGACGGUCCCCUUCGUCCGGUGCAUCCUUGCCGGGGUCGGUCAGGCCUAGCCGGAGUCGAUCACCGGCACGUCGGGGUGGUGGUGGUGGUGGUAGUGAUCGGGAUCACCGAGAACCACGCGGUGGCGGAGGUGGUGGUCGUGAUAUAAGACGAUCACCAACACCACCUAGCUUCGGUGCUGGAGGGUACAUGAAGGCGGCUAGCAACUUUCUCGAAGAAGGCAGUAAACCCGGCGGCAGCGGGAUCGGACCCGGCGGUGGCGGCGGCGGCGGCGGAAACCACCAAUUUCACAGUGCAAUGAAGGGCGGUAUGGGCGGUGGUCCGAGUGGCGCCAUGGGAGGUGAUCGUAUCGGGCUGGGCGCUACGAUCGAACCGAUGCGACAAGAGGCCUACAAUCCAGCGGAUCCUUACGAAAGCUUUCGUAAGAACAAAGGUGCUGCGUUCAUUACGCGCAUGAAGGCGCGAGCAGAUGAGCGCAACUAGUGUGGAUGAGGGAGGAUAAUAGCGGAAAGCAGCGGCAGCAGCAUACCAUCCAUACACCAGUCAAAUUGUGCGGGCUUCCCGUUUCUUUGCCCGUGUUACUAUCUAUCUGUGUAAGAGCACUAGAGAUUGCAAAUAAAUUUAAUGUAGACUAA
Anopheles merus is the source of this 3529-nucleotide messenger RNA. It is a transcript of the gene scaf6, whose product is annotated as calcium homeostasis endoplasmic reticulum protein. The record is from RefSeq and is a predicted model, not a curated record. Gene Ontology annotation, cellular component: perinuclear region of cytoplasm. Gene Ontology annotation, biological process: intracellular calcium ion homeostasis; RNA processing. Bases 207 to 3377 code for a protein of 1056 amino acids. NCBI's taxonomy places the organism in Eukaryota, Metazoa, Arthropoda, Insecta, Diptera, Culicidae. The transcript has 10 exons. Gene Ontology annotation, molecular function: RNA binding.